This is a messenger RNA of Cololabis saira (Pacific saury), 1956 nucleotides long. RefSeq names its product guanine nucleotide binding protein (G protein), alpha z polypeptide (gene gnaz). The transcript is spliced from 3 exons. Bases 871 to 1938 code for a protein of 355 amino acids. Gene Ontology annotation, cellular component: heterotrimeric G-protein complex. Gene Ontology annotation, molecular function: GTP binding; G-protein beta/gamma-subunit complex binding; G protein-coupled receptor binding. Lineage: Eukaryota; Metazoa; Chordata; Actinopteri; Beloniformes; Belonidae. Gene Ontology annotation, biological process: adenylate cyclase-modulating G protein-coupled receptor signaling pathway. The record is from RefSeq and is a predicted model, not a curated record.
ACUCAAGCACACGCACACAUUUAUACACACCCUCCACCCCCAUCGCUGCAGUGUCUCAACUGCCUUGGAGCAAACAAGAGAGGAUAUAGCACACAGACGUUAAUAAGACAGAGAAAGAGUACCGUUGAAAGACAGAGAGAGAGAUGUACAAGUGUGUGUGAGGGAGCCUGUGAAUAUGAGGAUGACGUGAAGAUGAAGCGGCAGGACUAAAUUGCACAGCCUUUCUCUCCCUGCAAGGGCUUGUCUGCAGUAUCCUUUGUAAAUGGAUGCUGCCUUGUGAACACGGCCUUCAGUUGUUGCAGAGAUAUCUCACACAAGAAGAAGCAGAAAAGAUUUUAUCAGGAGGAUCAGGCAAAACAGGCCAAAUAUCGAACUGCGGUGGAUGGUUUGCAGAAGCCAAACAAGGGCAACACACCACAAGAGCCAUGUGGGAGGGGAGUGAUUGCGAUUUGCUAUUCGCAUGCAUCAAGCCCAAGCACUUUCUUUGUUGACAUACACUGAACUUUUCCCAGCCUUAAACCAGAACUUAUCCUCAGGGGGAGCCCCUGCUAUGAACCCAAGCUUCAUUGGCUUCUCCAGGAAGUCCAACCUCAGUGCCAGGCACUGUGUGGGCAUCCCAUAAGUCUGGGCUCUGCCCACACAGAACUCACAGACUGCCCCUGAAAGAAGAAAAUGAAAGACACUCCUCCGUGUGGUGGCUUUCCUGUCUAGUGUCAAGUUAAUCCUUUGCAAAGUCCCCAUCAAGUUUGUACUCACCAAAACCAUCUCAGCUCUUCCACCAGUUCGUUUCGACUCACCACUUCAUUAUUAUUUACUUUCCCAUCAAGCAGCAGCACGAGUUCCUUUGUGCUUACCACGUGGUGGAGGACCAUGGGAUGCCGUCAGAGCUCGGAGGAGAAGGAAGCAGCGCGGCACUCGAGGCGAAUUGACCGCCACCUGCGCUCAGAGAGUCAGCGGCAGCGGCGGGAGAUCAAGUUGUUGUUGCUGGGCACCAGCAACUCUGGCAAGAGCACCAUUGUCAAGCAGAUGAAGAUCAUCCACAGUGGGGGUUUCAACCUGGAAGCCUGCAAAGAGUACAAGCCUCUUAUCCUGUACAAUGCCAUCGACUCCCUCACCCGCAUCAUUCGUGCCCUCACCACCCUUAAGAUUGACUUUCACAACCCUGAUCGCGCCUACGAUGCCGUGCAGCUGUUUGCCCUCACAGGGCCAGCAGAGAGCAAAGGGGAGAUCACCACAGAGCUGCUGGGGGUUAUGAAACGUCUGUGGGCAGACUCUGGCGUCCAGGAGUGUUUUCAACGAUCCAAUGAGUAUCACUUAGAGGACAACACUGCCUACUACCUGAAUGACCUGGAGCGCAUCUCCGCACUUGAGUACAUCCCCACUGUUGAGGACAUCCUACGCUCCCGUGACAUGACCACAGGCAUUGUGGAGAACAAGUUCACCUUCAAGGAGCUCACCUUCAAGAUGGUGGAUGUGGGUGGACAGCGCUCAGAGAGAAAGAAGUGGAUUCAUUGUUUUGAGGGCGUAACUGCAAUUAUUUUCUGUGUUGAGCUAAGUGGGUAUGAUCUCAAACUCUACGAGGACAACCAAACGAGCCGUAUGGCGGAGAGUCUGCGUCUGUUCGACUCCAUCUGCAACAACAACUGGUUCACCAACACUUCACUCAUCCUCUUCCUCAACAAGAAGGACUUGCUGGCUGAGAAGAUAAAACGCAUUCCUCUGACAGUGUGUUUCCCUGAUUACAAAGGCCAAAACACCUAUGAGGAGGCAGCUGUCUAUGUGCAACGGCAGUUUGAGGACCUCAACCGCAACAAGGAGACCAAGGAGAUCUAUUCGCACUUCACCUGUGCCACUGACACCAGCAACAUCCAGUUUGUGUUCGAUGCUGUCACGGACGUGAUCAUCCAGAACAAUCUCAAGUACAUUGGCCUUUGCUAGGACCUGAUGCUGGGGGUG